GCAGAGUGAACUCCACAACCUACAAUAGAGCAAAGAGGUUCUCUUCAGAGAAAACAGGAAAACUACACAACCCUGACAGAAAACUAUUCAAAGACUAGCUGAAAAUGGAAGCAGAUAAGCAGAAAGUACAGACUGAGAAGGUUCAGGUCACAGACCGUGAUCUGUCUGAGCAGAUAAAGGCUGUGACUAAAGAAAGCCACGUCCGAGCCGAGAACACAGAACUGAUGCUGGCCUUCCAGAGAGGAAACAUCAACCUGCAGCAGUAUAAGCUCCUUCUGUGCUCCUUGUAUAAGAUCUACGAAGCUCUGGAAGAGGAACUGGACAGGAACGCCUCUCAUGACAGUGUCGCACCAAUUUACUUCCCUCAGGAACUGGGCAGGUUGGAGGCACUCAAGAAAGAUCUGGAAUACUUUCAUGGUCAGGACUGGAGACAGAAGAUGAUUGUACCAGCUGCUACACUGAGAUACGCUCAGAGCCUGAGAGAGAUUGGCAGCGAGCAUCCUGAAUACCUCGUGGCUCACGCUUACACUCGCUACUUGGGUGACCUGUCAGGUGGCCAGGUGUUGGGCCGUAUUGUCCAGAAGUCUUUAGGACUGAAGAACGGAGAGGGUUUGGCGUUCUUCUCGUUUCCCACAGUCAACAGCCCGAAUCUGUUCAAGCAGCUGUACAGAAGCAGGAUGAACAGCAUCGAGCUGACGGAGACACAGAGAGAGGGAGUGCUGGAGGAAGCUGUCAGAGCCUUCGAGUUCAACAUCCAGGUGUUUGAUGAACUCCAGAACUUGGUGAGCAUCUCAGAGAAGAAUGAGCUGAGACAGAGACACAAAGCACACACCCUCAAGACUCCAGAUGUCAGAGUGAGCCAGAGCUCAGAGCUAUCCUCCUCACCGACGUCCACCUCUCAGCUGCUCAGGAUGCUGCUCGGAGUGUGUUUAGCUCUGGCAGUCGGAAUGGGAAUGUAUGCAUUUUAAAUAUUACGGCUGUGUAACAUGUAAAAUACUGUGUAGUAUGUAAAUAUAAAGUGAUGAGUCGAGGUUAAACUCCCGGAUCAGGAAAAAUUUCUGUACACUUCCAGCAUGCACUUUUGAUUCAGACAGGUCUUAUUUUGUAUACUGUGUAAUUAUUUAUGUGUUUUAUGUAGCAUUCACAUGUUUAUAUCAAGAUCAAUAAGAACACUGUCCAGGUACCAUAUUAUCCAAUGACCUGUACUGGAUGUAGCAAGUGUUUUUGUGUGUGUGUGUGUGUGUGUGUGUGUGUGUGUGUGUGUGUGUGUGUGUGUGUGUGUGAGAGAGAGGCAGAGAGAGAGGCAGAGAGAGAGAGAAGACAAAGUGUGUGUACCUUUAAUGCACAUUCUGAAAUGAUAAAAAUGUUAAAUACUUGUAAAUAUUUAGAGAACACUGAGGUGUACAAAAUUUGCCUUUUUUUAAUAAAACACUGAAGCAAAAUUAAACAGAAUGUGUGAUCUUUCGUUAUAAUAGAAAAAUGUAUGCAGGGAAAGUGACCUACAUUAAAUAGAAGGUGUUAUUUUCAGUAUUAUCAAUAACAGUCUCCAAAACAGAGAGCUUUGCACUGGUUUCUCUGUAACAUGACAAGCUGUUUUUUGUCUUAUUAACUUAAUAAGUGGUUAAAAGCUUAAUAGUGGCUACAACUUAAUAAGUGGAUGACUCGCUCUUCAUUAAUAAAUUAAAAAUUGUAACUGUUGGUAAAUUGCAGUUGUGUGAGAAGAAUAAAACACUUGUUAAACACUUCA
Messenger RNA from Pangasianodon hypophthalmus (striped catfish), 1747 nucleotides. Its product is annotated as heme oxygenase. Gene Ontology annotation, biological process: heme catabolic process; response to oxidative stress; heme oxidation. The transcript has 7 exons. Gene Ontology annotation, molecular function: heme oxygenase (decyclizing) activity; heme binding. The record is from RefSeq and is a predicted model, not a curated record. Bases 105 to 968 code for a protein of 287 amino acids. NCBI's taxonomy places the organism in Eukaryota, Metazoa, Chordata, Actinopteri, Siluriformes, Pangasiidae.